Helianthus annuus (common sunflower) is the source of this 1053-nucleotide messenger RNA. RefSeq names its product protein TIFY 10c. Gene Ontology annotation, cellular component: nucleus. The transcript is spliced from 2 exons. Bases 217 to 870 code for a protein of 217 amino acids. Lineage: Eukaryota; Viridiplantae; Streptophyta; Magnoliopsida; Asterales; Asteraceae. Gene Ontology annotation, biological process: regulation of jasmonic acid mediated signaling pathway; response to wounding; regulation of defense response. The record is from RefSeq and is a predicted model, not a curated record.
AAACCGUUUUGAGUAUUUUCUUUAUAUUUUCUUCCUGAAAGCAAAUAUUUAACACGUUUUUUUUUUUCCUUGUACAAAAAGUUGCGUGUUUCCGUUUCCGCAAUAUUAAUAAAAUCCAUCCUUAUAUAAAAACUUCAAACCCCUCAAAAUUCCAUCUCAUACAUCCUUUCUUCUUCACCAUCACUAAUCCAGAGCUAUUUCAACUAAUCGGUUAUUAUGUCAACCGCUAAUAACCGUUUUCCGGUCACCGGAAAAGAAACCUCGAGUUUCGUCAAGACCUGCAAUCGAUUGAGUUCGUUUCUGAAAGGAAGAGGCAGUUUAAGAGAUCUCGGAAUCGAUGAAAAGUUCGAUGCCAAAGGAAAAUCAGAAAUACCUUCACCAGCAACGGAGAACAACACAGCGACUGUGGAUCUGUUAAGCAACAUCGAUGCUACAGUCCGUACAACAACAGAGAACACAGAAAAAACGAUUAAUAACAAUCUUCCUGAAUACGUUACCUUAGAUUCGUUCCGUGAACCGGUCGAUUCCACAAAUAAAUCCGGUUCAGCCGAACCGGAAACUAAAACCGGACAAAUGACCAUAUUCUAUGGAGGAAAAGUAAUAGUGUUGGAUUGUGUAACCGCUGAUAAAGCGAGAGAUCUGGUGUUAGCAGUUGCUAGUGGUUCUUCUUCUUCCUCUUCGGAUAUUCAAAUUCAGAAUCGAAUUGAAGUUGAUGGAUCGGAUUUGCCGAUUGCGAGACGAGCGUCUCUUCAUAGGUUUUUGGCGAAGAGGAAGGAUAGAGCAAGUGUAAGAGUGGUUCCUUAUCAGUUGCAUAAUCCGUUAAUGGCUGAAGAACCUUUGGAUCGUAGUAAGUUUGAUCUGAAUUUAUAGUUAGUUAGGUUUUUAAUUUUAAUUAACGGAAAUCUGUUUGUGGUUUUUGUGUGAUUAUCUUUUGGAUAAUGAUGCUCGCUUCACGUGAUUUCCGUUUCAUCUAUAUAUUUUUGAGGGAAUAGUUAGUUUCUCUUGAAGGUUUAUAUUUUUUUAGUUAAAUAAAUAUAUAUUCCGGUUGAUUGA